AGGAUGAAGCAGGAUAUUCUUUUGGUUGGUUCAUGCUGUGUCAACAUGGCGCCUGGUGACGGACAGUCUGCAGACAACGUCAUCGCUAAGGCUUCCGGGCUGCUUGAUUCCCACUUGUAUCUAGUCCGGAAUAUCAGCACAGGGUUGGCAAUAGCUGGCAUCGUUUUGUGCGCCAGGAGCAUACGACUGCUUACAAAAUUUACACAAGCUAAAGACAUCCCGGAACAGUUCAUAAAGAAGAAUGUGAAACUGCGCGGGAAAGUAGUUUGUGUGAAUGAAGAAACCAUAGAAAUCGAUCACAUUCCUAUUAGUCUCCCUGUUCUGAGAUCUGUACAGAAGAAAUGGCAUGGGCAGGGCAGCCUGCUGGUCAGACUUGCUGGAGUUGAAUUGACACAGGAUGGCAAGAUAUGGUUACAGAACAAUCUCCAGCCCUCAGAAAUGCUGUGGUUUCAGUUACUGAACAGAGAGGACUCAAUGCUAGACUGCUUUGUCUUCAUCAACAGGGGAGGUUUCAUCAAUGACUGUCUGAAUGUGGUGCUAUUAAAAGAAGGACUUGGAAGAACAGCUCAUAUUCGGGGUGUACAUCAGGGACCAGGACAUCACUUGGCAUUUUACAAAAGACUACUUCAAGCAGAAAUCAAGGCACAGAAGGCACGGAAAGGGCUCUGGAAACAAGAGAGCCAGAUGAACAUACUGACUAAUGCAGUUCUCAGUAAUAGUAUUAUUCAGCAUGUGAAGCAAUUCUUCAGUUUGAUGACAAAGUACUGGAAGAAAUUCCGGUCCUGAAUUGUAUGCCGGUGUGUUUCUGUAUGAAGCGUGAUGGCCCUAGUCUGCAGUCAACAGCUUUGUCUGGAUGGCAGCAGUAUGACAUCUACACAAAAGCGGUGCACACCUGAAGCGUUAUAUGUUCAUAUGUACCUCCGAGGGAGGGAAAAGUUUUCUAAUCCCUUGUGAGUGUUUCCAACAUACACAUUAGUGCAUUCACCAGCAGAUGAUCUUAGGGAAGAGAAGGAUUCGGUGAACUGAAUUUUUUUUCAUCCAACCUUUUGUUCUCCAGGGAGAUAAGCUAUUGCCGGAGGCAUCUGGCAGUGGCUUUCUCUUCUGUCCUCUUCAUAAUGCAUACAUUCUGAGCCAAACCAAGCUUGUAUGUGUAUGGGGGAGAUGGCUGUCAGGAGAACAUUUGGCCAUCAGCUUUCCUCUCUCUGUUUGUGAGAACACUCUGAUUGUGAUCAUUAAAGGGUUCUUCCGGAAUUUUUAUAUUGUUGGCCUAUCCUCAGGUUAGGUCAUCAAUAUCAGAUAGGUGGGGGUCCGACACCCGGCACCCGGCACCCCUGCCGAUCAGCUAGUUAAAGAGAAGUCCACGCUCCGUACGAGCGUAGCCUUCCC
Messenger RNA from Bufo bufo (common toad), 1386 nucleotides. It is a transcript of the gene MISO1, whose product is annotated as chromosome 4 C3orf33 homolog. The coding region runs from base 4 to 786 and encodes 260 amino acids. Lineage: Eukaryota; Metazoa; Chordata; Amphibia; Anura; Bufonidae. The transcript is spliced from 5 exons. The record is from RefSeq and is a predicted model, not a curated record.